Homo sapiens (human) is the source of this 4674-nucleotide messenger RNA. It is a transcript of the gene CAMK2B, whose product is annotated as calcium/calmodulin dependent protein kinase II beta. The transcript has 25 exons. Lineage: Eukaryota; Metazoa; Chordata; Mammalia; Primates; Hominidae. Gene Ontology annotation, molecular function: calcium/calmodulin-dependent protein kinase activity; protein homodimerization activity; ATP binding. Gene Ontology annotation, biological process: long-term synaptic potentiation. Gene Ontology annotation, cellular component: centrosome; calcium- and calmodulin-dependent protein kinase complex; endocytic vesicle membrane. The coding region runs from base 174 to 2303 and encodes 709 amino acids. The record is from RefSeq and is a predicted model, not a curated record.
AGAUCUCGCGUGCGCUCGCCGCCCGGCGCAGCCCAGCCCGGCCCCCGCCUGGCGCCGCGAGCCGAGGUGUCUCCCGCGCCCGCGCCCGUGUCGCCGCCGUGCCCGCGAGCGGGAGCCGGAGUCGCCGCCGCCCGAGCGCAGCCGAGCGCACGCCGAGCCCGUCCGCCGCCGCCAUGGCCACCACGGUGACCUGCACCCGCUUCACCGACGAGUACCAGCUCUACGAGGAUAUUGGCAAGGGGGCUUUCUCUGUGGUCCGACGCUGUGUCAAGCUCUGCACCGGCCAUGAGUAUGCAGCCAAGAUCAUCAACACCAAGAAGCUGUCAGCCAGAGAUCACCAGAAGCUGGAGAGAGAGGCUCGGAUCUGCCGCCUUCUGAAGCAUUCCAACAUCGUGCGUCUCCACGACAGCAUCUCCGAGGAGGGCUUCCACUACCUGGUCUUCGAUCUGGUCACUGGUGGGGAGCUCUUUGAAGACAUUGUGGCGAGAGAGUACUACAGCGAGGCUGAUGCCAGUCACUGUAUCCAGCAGAUCCUGGAGGCCGUUCUCCAUUGUCACCAAAUGGGGGUCGUCCACAGAGACCUCAAGCCGGAGAACCUGCUUCUGGCCAGCAAGUGCAAAGGGGCUGCAGUGAAGCUGGCAGACUUCGGCCUAGCUAUCGAGGUGCAGGGGGACCAGCAGGCAUGGUUUGGUUUCGCUGGCACACCAGGCUACCUGUCCCCUGAGGUCCUUCGCAAAGAGGCGUAUGGCAAGCCUGUGGACAUCUGGGCAUGUGGGGUGAUCCUGUACAUCCUGCUCGUGGGCUACCCACCCUUCUGGGACGAGGACCAGCACAAGCUGUACCAGCAGAUCAAGGCUGGUGCCUAUGACUUCCCGUCCCCUGAGUGGGACACCGUCACUCCUGAAGCCAAAAACCUCAUCAACCAGAUGCUGACCAUCAACCCUGCCAAGCGCAUCACAGCCCAUGAGGCCCUGAAGCACCCGUGGGUCUGCCAACGCUCCACGGUAGCAUCCAUGAUGCACAGACAGGAGACUGUGGAGUGUCUGAAAAAGUUCAAUGCCAGGAGAAAGCUCAAGGGAGCCAUCCUCACCACCAUGCUGGCCACACGGAAUUUCUCAGUGGGCAGACAGACCACCGCUCCGGCCACAAUGUCCACCGCGGCCUCCGGCACCACCAUGGGGCUGGUGGAACAAGCCAAGAGUUUACUCAACAAGAAAGCAGAUGGAGUCAAGCCCCAGACGAAUAGCACCAAAAACAGUGCAGCCGCCACCAGCCCCAAAGGGACGCUUCCUCCUGCCGCCCUGGAGCCUCAAACCACCGUCAUCCAUAACCCAGUGGACGGGAUUAAGGAGUCUUCUGACAGUGCCAAUACCACCAUAGAGGAUGAAGACGCUAAAGCCCCCAGGGUCCCCGACAUCCUGAGCUCAGUGAGGAGGGGCUCGGGAGCCCCAGAAGCCGAGGGGCCCCUGCCCUGCCCAUCUCCGGCUCCCUUUAGCCCCCUGCCAGCCCCAUCCCCCAGGAUCUCUGACAUCCUGAACUCUGUGAGAAGGGGUUCAGGAACCCCAGAAGCCGAGGGCCCCCUCUCAGCGGGGCCCCCGCCCUGCCUGUCUCCGGCUCUCCUAGGCCCCCUGUCCUCCCCGUCCCCCAGGAUCUCUGACAUCCUGAACUCUGUGAGGAGGGGCUCAGGGACCCCAGAAGCCGAGGGCCCCUCGCCAGUGGGGCCCCCGCCCUGCCCAUCUCCGACUAUCCCUGGCCCCCUGCCCACCCCAUGGAUGGAUGACAUCCCAGGGCUGCUGCCACCCCCACCUGUGGGGAGACACCAGACUGGGGGUGGUGUGGAGAUACUCUUAGAGAAGAGGCUGCUGGGCCACGGGCUCGGCAUGGCAGGGCAGUGGCUAGCCCGGAAGCAGGAGAUCAUUAAGACCACGGAGCAGCUCAUCGAGGCCGUCAACAACGGUGACUUUGAGGCCUACGCGAAAAUCUGUGACCCAGGGCUGACCUCGUUUGAGCCUGAAGCACUGGGCAACCUGGUUGAAGGGAUGGACUUCCACAGAUUCUACUUCGAGAACCUGCUGGCCAAGAACAGCAAGCCGAUCCACACGACCAUCCUGAACCCACACGUGCACGUCAUUGGAGAGGAUGCCGCCUGCAUCGCUUACAUCCGGCUCACGCAGUACAUUGACGGGCAGGGCCGGCCCCGCACCAGCCAGUCUGAGGAGACCCGCGUGUGGCACCGCCGCGACGGCAAGUGGCAGAACGUGCACUUCCACUGCUCGGGCGCGCCUGUGGCCCCGCUGCAGUGAAGAGCUGCGCCCUGGUUUCGCCGGACAGAGUUGGUGUUUGGAGCCCGACUGCCCUCGGGCACACGGCCUGCCUGUCGCAUGUUUGUGUCUGCCUCGUUCCCUCCCCUGGUGCCUGUGUCUGCAGAAAAACAAGACCAGAUGUGAUUUGUUAAAAAAAAACAAAAAAAAAAAAAAAAAAAACAAGAUGACGACGACAACCACAAAAAAAAUUGACAUCAGAUGAAAUGAAAAAAAAAAAAAACAAAAAAAACUAAAGGAAGGAAAAAGCUGUAAAAAUCACUGGCAUUCGUGGGGCCACUCCCCACCCAAGCUCCACGUGUGUCCGUCUGUGCUCCUGGCCUCUGGGGGACCAGCUGGGACAUGAACUUGUCUGCCAGGCCCCCGUCGCGUGCUGAACGGUGUUAGUUUGUAGGUAACGCACACACCCCACACCUAAGGUGUCUGCAUCCUCCUGCCAACGCAUGGGCUCCACGUGGUGUGCUCGCUGGCUGUCGUGACUGUCAGCUGUCUCUUGGGAGGGGCUGUGGGGGCCCGCUGGGCUGCCUCCUUUCCCGCUAGUUGUGCCUGAGAGUUGCUGUUGUUCCUGCUUUCCCUUCCCUUCCUUUCAUCCCCUGAAGGGCUAGGUGUGGGUUUUCCGUGCCCGGUAUCCCCACACACCCAGCACGGACAACCCUUCGGCAGAGCCCAGGCCGGCCCCUCACCCCCUGGAGUAUUGAAACUGGAGUCCCGUCCCCAAGGCCUUCAGAGAUGCCCCUACACACCCAGGGCUCCAGCUCUGGUCCUUCUGGGGGAGUAAAGUGCAAAGAGGGGCACAGCUUAGUUUUGGGCCUCUCGCCGAGCAAGAGACAGCACUGCUGGCUACAGCUCCAACACAGCCAGCUGUGGCAAGAGGACUCUGCCUGGGCUGGCCCCCCUCCUGUGUGAGGUGUCUGUCCCUUCUCUGCUGGCCAGCAGCAGAUGCACUGGCAGCUCCCAACCCUGUUUCCGCCCCUCGGCCCUCCCCCAGCCUGUUCGGCUUCUCUGCAGCCCGCAAGGGGGAGCAGACUUUUGACAAAGGACUGCGGGCCUCGCUCAAGUCCCUGAGCCCCCAGCUGAAGCUGGGAGGGGAGGCCAGGCUUUGUGUCUGGGCAUAUUCGUCUGCUGAUGGGGUUUGGGGAAGCCUGGGGCUUGGGGUUUGGUCGGGUGGUGCAGCUAGUGGCAGAGCGGGAUCAGAGGUGGUGGCUGCCCAGCUUCUGGGCUGAGACAAGGGUCUGUGCAGGGGUUUACUGAAGUGGGAGUGCCUUUGGAAUCUGGGCCGGGAGCAGAAGGGAGCAAAAGCUACAGUGGGAGCCAGCCUAGGGCACAUGGGAGGCGUGAGGGCAGUGCUGCCCGUGCAGUGUCAGGUGUGCCAGUGCCUUGGCGGGCUGCAGUGCGUGUGAGGGCACCUUCUAGGUGGGCCAGGGAUGCAGCUAUGGAGAUAAGGCGGGCUGGGGACAGAAACAGGUGGGCACAGGGCCCAGGACACCAGCGGAUGGAGGGCAGGGUCUAGCCCUGUGCUCCUGAGCGUCGGCUGCCUGGGUUCGAGGCGGUGGGUCCCCGGCCCCUUGUGAUGGUGUGUACCAUGGGGGAGCUCGGGGACAGGGCAAGCCCGAGCAUGGUGGGGCUGCAGGGUGGGUCUGAAGCCAGGUUGGGUGGGGGUGGUCACAAGCCCUGACUGCAGAGGGUCAGGGGCUCCUGCCCCAGUGCCUGCCCACUUUCAAUUCACAUUGUUUUCAACAAGGAUUUUCUUUAUCUUCCCCUACAAAUCAAGCCAAGGGAGGGGCACAGAAUGGGGAACAGGACACAGGAUCCUAAACUCCAAGGGGACUGUCCACCGAUGAACACUCAGAGUGGACACCAUCUUCCGUCCACGCUGUGCCCAGGACAGCUGUCCCCAUCCAUGAACACAGGGUAAACAUCUGCCGGGCUCCGCACCAGUGGCUCCCUGGGCCAUGGGACAGCGGCAGGGCUCACCACGGACAGCACGUGGCCCAGCAGCCGGCCACCCUGGCGUCCUGGGGCCUCCUCCCCUCCUCUCCCUCUCACCUUGUCACCUCCACGGAGCUGCCUGUCUGGGAUAAUUUGGGGAUUUUUUUUCUGGGGGAUAAUUCUUUUGCAUGACCCCUAAAGAGCAAGCCACACCGGUCUGCUAGCUAGGUGUCCGCGGUGUGGUGGUGGCGGCCGCUGGCCAGCGCUGCAAGGGGUCGGCUGCCCACGGUGCUGGCUGGCCUCCCCUCCUCUCUCUUUUUGCUGAGUUUCAUUGUCUUUUCUUUCUGAGCCUUGUAAGUGUACAAAAAUUAUUCUUAUUUUGUUCUGUCUCGGGAAACUGCAAAUAAAAGAAAAACAGGACAAA